AUGGUUGAUCCGUGGAAAUUGAAAGCAGCCGAUUGGAAAUUAAUUGCUGUUAUUUUGGUUAUGGAAAUCCUUUCUUUCGUAUGUCAGAUUAUUCACAUGACUGGUCAAGAAACUGAUAUGUACAAUAACUUUGUUGAAACGCCAACCAGAUCAUAUAUAAACACUACUAAUUAUUAUUGUUUUAAAGCAGUAAAUCAUUGUCAUUUUAAUAGUGAUCACCUCAGAUUUCCCAAUAUAUUUCAUGUUUUACUUAGUAUUAUUGGAAUUGGUACAUACUCAUUUUUAUUUUAUAUUGUCUUUAAAAAAAGGUAUGAUAUGAAAUGUUUGUGUUCAACACAUUUGCUAUACAAUUAUUUAAAACCAAUUGCAAUGCUUACGGCAUUUAGCAAUUGUGUUAUCCUUGGUGUUCUAUUUGAAGCUGAGUACAAGAAAAUUAUAGAGUGCACGAAAGUUAGUAUUCUUGUAAGAUGGGAAAAUUUAUUAUCGUAUCUUGUUAUUAAUGUUAUGGAAUUAAUUUAUGUUUAUAGUGAUUUAGCUGCACGAGCAGCCACGCCAGAGGAAACAAUGGGAUUGAAUCAAAGUCCAACAUAA
This is a messenger RNA of Rotaria socialis, 591 nucleotides long. NCBI's taxonomy places the organism in Eukaryota, Metazoa, Rotifera, Eurotatoria, Philodinida, Philodinidae. The record is from the annotation of a GenBank genome assembly.